Closterium sp. Naga37s-1 is the source of this 1797-nucleotide messenger RNA. The record is from the annotation of a GenBank genome assembly. Lineage: Eukaryota; Viridiplantae; Streptophyta; Zygnematophyceae; Desmidiales; Closteriaceae.
AUGCUCUCUUGUGUGCUAACCUGCCCUCUCAUGCUCUCUCGUUUGCUAACCUGCCCUCUCAUGCUCUCUCGUGUGCUAACCUGCCCUCUCAUGCUCUCUCGUGUGCUAACCUGCCCUCUCAUGCUCUCUCGUGUGCUAACCUGCCCUCUCAUGCUCUCUCGUGUGCUAACCUGCCCUCUCAUGCUCUCUCGUGUGCUAACCUGCCCUCUCAUGCUCUCUCGUUUGCUAGCCUCCCCUCUCAUGCUCUCUUGCCUCCUGCCCAUCUUUCCUCUCUCCCUCACAUGCUAUGUCAUUGCCGGUACGUUGGUUCCCCUCUCGGUCCCUCUCGUCCACUCUCAUAUUCUCUUUCACUCUCAUCCACCCUCCAACACUAUCAUCCUCUCUCAUCCACUCUCAUACACUCUCAUCCCCUCCCAUCCACUCUCAUCCACUCUCACACACUCUCAUCCCCUCCCAUCCACUCUCAUCCACUCUCACACACUCUCAUACACUCCCACCCCCUUUUAUCCCCUCUCAUACACUCUCAUUCCCUCUCAUCCCCUCUCAUUCACUCUCAUCCACUCUUAUCCACUCUCAUACCCUCUCAUGCACUCUCAUCCCCUCUCAUUCACUCUCAUACGCUCUCGUCCACUCUCAUACACUCUCCGCUCCCCCUCGUGCCGCCUACUUCCCACCUUCCGCCUCCCCCCCGCACCUCUGCGUAUUUCUUCCUUCAAUCCCCCGCAGGCGUGGGAGAGCGCGUACGACUUGGCGGAAGGCACGAUCCGCCCGCCCGCCAAGAUCUCUCUUCCGCCAAACGUCCCCCCUCCGCCGCACCUGGAGGACUGCGCGGCGCGCACUGCGUUCCGCGAGUCGACAGAGAAGCGCGCGGCGAACGGGGAGUCGCCCAAGUGGUCCAACUCGUCUGAGGCGUGCGCAUGGGUGCCCCAGCCGCCUUGGGUGGGUGGCGGAGAGCUGUUCGUAGGCCGCAGUGAUGCCUCCCGCUCUCCCCCUUUUCCGACUUACCCCGUUCCCCGCCCAUUCUCGUCACUCCACACCACGCCCCCUCUUUCCCCCCCUCUUUCCCCCCCUCUUUUCCCCCCAACCACCUUCCCUGCUUGUCCUACCGCGAUCACCCUCUCCACCGCCUUUCUCCGCCUCCGCAAACUCCCCUCUUCCGAAUACCCCCCUCUCCCCAUGUCCGCAAACUCCCCCUCCCCCUCCCCUCCCAGCUCACCCUACCGCAAUCCCUCCCCUCACCCCCUCCGCCUCGUCCGCAAACCCCCCAAUUCCCCCCUCCCCGUGCAUCCCCGCGUCCAGAUCCGCGGCCCUGAUGCGGGCAACCUGGCAGCAACGCGGCGGGCGCAGCGCUACCUGUGGGAGCGGCAGUUCCCAGCGUCAUGCAAGGAGCGGAAGCUGGUGCUGAUAGAGUGGUCGCCGCUGGAGCGGCACGGGCUGGGGUCGCAGCUGCACAUCAUGACGGCGCUCUUCAGCCUCGCUGUCAGCUACAACCGCACCUUCUUGCCCAUGCCAGGCACCUACAUGCGCGCCAACCAUUCCGAGUGCCAAGCCAUAGGCAAGGCGUCAACCUUCGAGUGCUACUUCUUCCCCAUGGUAUCCAAGGAGUGUGAGGACAUAGCCAUGGCGGAGCACAACGCAGGUCGCAUCCCACCCUGCCCUGAUUUUCGGGACCUAGAAGGGGCGCUCAAGUCUGACAGCCCCGUGGUGUGCGCUAAAGAUGAGGAUUACAACCGCCUCAGGGUGGCGGCACAGGCGAUUGGCUCACAGCGAUUCCCGUCGCUCCCACAAGGCGGAUAG